GUGACUGUGCCAAUCUCCUCUAUACUAUCCAUUAUCCUCUGUAAUCUCUCCCAUUCUGUCUAUGGGUCUUUAUCAACAGUCUGGAUUGUCAUUCUCUCUGUGAACAAUCGAGUUCAGAUACCAAAACCAUGAUGGAUUCGUUGUUGUGGAGUUUUGUUUUUCAGCUCAUAAUGCAUCCCGCGUGGGGGAGUGUCGGUAGGUUUUUUUAUGUUUUUUUUUCUUUUUUUGUCGUGGGAUGUUGCUGGAUUGAAACAUGUUUUAUGCCCUGGAUUAAUGAAAUGGAAAUGAAUGGUGGAUUGCUAUGGGCUUGUUUAUGAUGAGAAAGUGUAAGAAGUCAACGGGUGUCGAGAUAAAGGGGAGAAGAAAUUUCCAAAUCAAAAGAGUAACUUAUAGGCUUUUGGAUGCCUUAAACUCAAGAAAAAGGACUUAGUUGCAUAAUGUUGUGGACUCUGACUGAGACGAAAUAUUUCUUAAUUUUUUUCGUUUCACUGAUCAGUUUAGUUAUUUGUGAAGAAUUUUUCCACCGUAGAAAUCGUGAAGAUAACAUCCAAUAUCGACACAUUGAAGAUAAAAAUAUAGUCACAUCCACUGAAAAAGCAGAGGAAAUUUUGAAAAGAUACGGUUACCUGAGGUGUGGUUUUUCCAAAAGAAAAGGUUCUGGUUCUAAGCCUAGAGAAAGAAAAUCUGGUCGAAAAUGUUCCAACGAAGAAAUUCGCCAAGCUAUUCGAAGAUAUCAGAAUGCAUACAACAUACCCGUUACUGGAAAACUGGAUCAAUCAACUCUUCGCCUUAUGAGCGAAUCAAGAUGUGGAAACCCAGAUGACGAGAAUAAAGCCUCUCGCUACAAACCCAUGAUUCAUUUGAAGAAGAGGCAUUGGAAGAAAAGUCAUAGUUACCAACAGUUAUCAAGGCACCGAAGAGAAAUCAGAACAGAUGACCGAUGGCUGCAUAAAAUGUCCUUCAACGAAAUAAUUGAACCUUCGGAUGGCAUCCAAUCAAGCAUUUUCGCUUCCAAAACACACAGAGAUUUACUAGACCAUCCAACUCUUACUGAUAAAGUAAAUUCUGAUCAUUUACAAAUUCCAUCAGUGACAAUGGAGCAACACAUAGACAGAAUCAAUGACAGAUCAGAAAAUUUUGUUAACUUUCACCAAUCUGACCAUCAACAAACACCAAUAUACGAUUUAGUUCUGAGAAAAAGGAAACCAUCAUUUGAGGAACCCUUACCUCCAGGUACUUCAAUCACCCGAAGGAAGAGAUGGUUGGAACAGUAUUUAAAAGAUUUGGAAACUGGCGAACUAGAUAAAAGACUGGAGGUACAACAGAAGGAAUUAAAAAAGUUGAGAAAGAAAAGGUCGUUGGCAUCUGGUGUUGAAGGGCAAUCCUUUACUAGUGAAGUGGUUACUUGGAGACUGAUUGGAUCCGCAUACAGCAAUCAACUGACAGUAAAUACACAAAGAGCAGCACUUGCACUUGCUUUUCGAAUGUGGGGAGAAGUAAUUCCAAUAGUUUUUCAAGAAGAUAUUCGAUCACCUGUUGAUGACGUCGAUGUUCUUAUUGCAUUUGGAAGAGGUGAACAUCUGAACUGCCCAAAUCACUUUGAUGGAUUUGGUGGACAGCUAUCUCACGCUAUUAAAAUGGCCGCAAAUGCUGAAAUCCAUGUCGACGACGACGAAUUCUUAACAGUAGGAUCAGAUCAGGGAACUAAUUUAGUCAAAGUAGCUGUGCAUGAAGUAGGACAUGCCCUAGGUUUAUUUCACACAUCCAGAAAUUACUCCAUUAUGUAUGCAAUCUAUUCUCAAGUUAUACCUAAUAAUAAUUUUGAACUUGGUUGGGAAGAUAGAAAACUAGUACAAGAUAUUUAUGGUAUUUGUAAAGUUCGCUUCAAUACGGUUUUCGAUUGGGUCAGACGAAGGCCAGAUGGACAACUGAUCUACAAUACAUAUUUUUUCCGUGAAAACCGUUAUUGGAUGUAUGAAAACAGAUACAAUAGGACGAGGUACGGUGAUCCACUGAACAUUUUACCCGAAUGGAAGGGUAUUCCGGAUAAUAUUGACGGUUAUGCCCAUGUUUGGACAUAUACAGAAGAUUCGGCUUAUUUUUUUAAAGGUCAUAAAUUCUGGAUAUACAACAGUGCUGAAGACAAAGUAGCGAGUGGUUAUCCAAAGAACAUAUCAUCUGAGUUCAGGGCGAUUAAGGGGAGUUCAUUUCCCAACAUACCUGGAAACUUGGACAGCAUAUUUUUUGAUAAAAGAGAUGGAAAUCUGUAUUUCUUUAAAGGUCAUACGGUAUAUGCUUACGAUGUGAACAAAGGAAGAGAAGGCUGUUGCUUACCAGGUUAUCCAAAGCAUAUCCAUCAAGAGUUUCCAAGUGUCAACAAAGAUUCAGCUUUACCAUCUCAUCUAGAUGCCGUCUAUUACUCUUACACGGACAGAUCGAUGUAUUUCUUUAAGGGAACUCAUUACUGGCAUAACAUCGCUUUCAAUCCAUUGGAUAGAAGGAGAACAAACAAAGUAAAAGGUCCGUGGUUGAUAUCCUCUAAAUGGUAUGAUAUAUGUGAUGUUCAAGUGUAGUUGAUCUGAGAGAGUAUGGUUUGGGAUAAUAUUUUCCAGUUUAUAUUUGAUGUAUAUCACUUUAGGAUGAAAUAUAGUUGUUUUCAAUGUGAUAUUUACAAAAAUAUGAUAACUGAUUGUAAUUUUUGCUUAUACCAUGCAGUUAUACCGGUAGCAGAAUUUGCAGGGUGAAUCUGCUGAAUUAUCUUCAUGAAUCUAAAUUUGUUUGCAUUGCAAAAAAUUCUGGAUCAAGUACCAGCUCUUUGGGUGUCGGUACUCUUUAUCGCAAAAUCUAUUCUUAUUGUAAAAUUUUACGGAACAAAGAAUCUGAUGUACCGUAAUUUUUAAAGUAGUAUUUAACAUAAAAUCUCUGAAUCACUGUAAUUAAAUAAAGAUUACUGUAAAAAUUAUGGUAUAAAAUUUUGCGGUAAAAAGGAAUUUUACGGUAAAAUGGAUUUUAGGGAUCAUGCAUUCAGGAUACCAGUACUUUUUAUCGUAAAUUGAUGAGGAAUUUUUCACAGUUUUCGACCUCGACGACAAAGAGUAUUUCGUAAAAAUUCACCUUAAUCUAACAUACUUGUAGCAAAAUUUGAAAAUAUAAGGCCCUUAUACAUAAAAUCUUUAUUGUUUAAAUUAAAGUUUAAUUUUAUGAUAUUAAAAAAAAUUUAUUUAAUUCCUAUACAGUGAAGCUUGUAAUCAAAUAACAGAAGAAAAAAAAAUUUCUUCUUUCAUAGCGGUGUUUUCUCAAUUCGGCUCUUUAAUUUUUUAUUAAGAAUAAGUCUUUAAAAGGAGUCUUAGUUAUCUUCCAAUUUGCUGGUUUGCUUUUAAGAAAGAAAAAGAAAGCUAAGAUGAAAAAUAAUCUGAGAGCCUUCUGCUAUGCUAAUAGGUUUCUGCUACCGGUGCAGUUAUUAGUUUCCAUAUUUGAUAUUUUCUAAAUGAGCUACAAUAGUGCAUGAUUUUGAAGGAAGGUAAAAGAUGUUAUUUCUGUUUCUUCAUUUCUGUUCUCAUAAAGAUCUUGCUCAUUUAUUUAUGAAUAUUUAUCAAGUUCCCCAAAGAAGAAUAUAAGUAAUGUUUCAGACAAUAAUCUUCCUUUAAGUUAUUUUCAAGAAAUUACAUGUUGCAAUGACGCUAAAAAGCGAGGCAGUACGGUCAAUACUGUCUGCAGAGCUAAUGAGUUAUAAUAUCAACGGAAGCACGUAAAUAGAUUCUUUUUACGAAACUGUAAUUAGAAUCCAUUUUCAGUUGAUUUCAAUACUAAAAAGAAAAAUCAAACCCGGUCACUUUGAGUACGAAUACGAGCCUAAAUUCAGACUGGCUCUGUGUGAUUCUUAAGCAUAUCAAUCCUUCUUGCACAGAUUUUAUUACGAAAAUAUUACUUAUCAGUCUACUUCAAUUGUCUUCAGCGUGUCUUUUGACACCAAAAUUCAGCUUAUUACAAAUGGCUUAAUUUCAAGUAAAUGCAUUGAAGGGAUUUUUCGUGAAUUUUUGUGUAUUCUUAAGUUCGCAGCAUUUUUUUAUUUUUUUUUUUAUUGAAAUACAAAACAGGUCAAUACCAGACGAUAAAUGAAGGCAAGAAACAAACUCAGAAGAAAUAAAGUACACGAUUCAGUUCAGAAUUGGAAUCUCUAGUUCCAUAUUAGUAACUGCAGAAUUGAAUUUAAAUGUUAUAAUAAAAAUAAAGAAAACAGGAGGGGAAAAAAGUGGAACUCAAAAUGUUAGCCGAAGUGCAAAUAUAAAAUUCACCCUUUUUAUUUUAUAAUGCCUAUUUAUUUAACCUUUUUAUUUUACAUAAGAUUUACGUUACCAGUAUUUUGAUUUUUUUUAUCCUACGUUUAUAAAAUGUUUCGAUAAUAUUAUAAUUUUAUGAAUUCUAACUUAAUAUCAAAUUAAUUAUUCUUUAAGUGAAAAAACAGCAGUUAUCAACACAUAUAGGAUACAUAGAUAUUAUGCAUAGAUACCUUUUGUAUGCUUUCAGAAUUAAAAUGCUUACUCCAUAACGCAAUGUGUCAAUAAAAACGUUGGUGUUCUGUCUUCAAAUCAUGAAAGCCUAAAAGAGUUAUUUAAUUUUAGAAUGUAGCUCGGUGACUGUUGUAAACUCAGAAAAAAAGUCCUAUUCAAUCAAGAUUAGAGACAAGAAAACUUAUGGAUACAUGAGCUUCUCAGGGGCUCAAAUUUGAGGGAGACGAGAUUAAAUUAAACUGUCAUAAUAGUAUUCUAACUUUCACAUAUAAGAAACUUCUAUUAAUAAAUAAUAAAUUUUUUAGUAAUAAAUUUCUAAAAUGUGUUAAAUACUUGCAAAAAUUAUUGGUUUAAAAUAUUGAUUUGAAUUUAUAGAGAUUUCUAAUUAUUGGGGGGGAUAUAUAAACUCUUCACGCCCUGAAAAAUAUUUUAAUUAUAUUUUGGAAAUAAUAAAUGUAUUUAAAUUAUUAUUUGUUUAAAUAAGACUAAUUUGGUUUUAGCUGCUUUUAGCGCUUUUCCAUUUUGACUUAUUAUUUUUUCUUAAUUUCCUUUUUUCUUAAUUUGCUUAAUUAAAUUUCAUACUUUGAUUGUAUUUAAAUGCUGCUAUUUUAUUUUUAAUUCAGUGGUUCAGGGAAGAAAAUCGUGGUUUGUAAAUAAAUGUUUACAAAUCACGUCACUUCUACGUUGAUUAAUAGUUAAAAAUCAUUGUUUAUGGUUUGUGGAAAUACAAAAAUAAGAAAAGAAUUUUUAUAGAAAUGUUGAGAAUAUCCCAGAAAUGUGUUUUGUGUCUUUAUCGUUAAUGUUUUUUUUAAUUUAAUAAAUAUUUAGUUAAAAGGUUUUUAUGGAAUUGCUAAAGCGUUCUUCAAUGAAUGUCUAGAUAGAAGUUUCAAAAUAAUUCAGUAUUAGGAAAAGAAAGACGCAAAAAACAUAAAAAUUGCAAAACAUCUUAAAUGCUUUUGAAAAAAAUACAUUUACUAAAUGCGCAGUAAUUUUUGAUUAUUUAUAGGUUGAAUAAAUCUAGCUUUGACAAUUCAAAUUGAAAUAUUUCAGUUCAAAGCAAUUAAUACAGAAUGUGAAAUUCGAACUGAAAAUGUUAAUAAACUUUUAAAAGCAAUUUAGUAAAGCUUAUAUAAUAGAUUUUAAUAAUUUAUUUUUAUCAAUUUGUUUGUUUUUUUUUGUUUUAUUUUAAGCAGUUUAUUUUUUUUAAUUAAACUACAUAAUUGUCUAACGAUACAGAUGCAAUAAAUGAUUAAUGUAUACUUCAAUUUAAAAAUAUAUAUAUAUUAAACAUUUUGCUAA
Molecule: messenger RNA, 5810 nt
Organism: Parasteatoda tepidariorum (common house spider)
Lineage: Eukaryota; Metazoa; Arthropoda; Arachnida; Araneae; Theridiidae
Product: matrix metalloproteinase-21
Biological process (GO): collagen catabolic process; extracellular matrix organization; proteolysis
Cellular component (GO): extracellular matrix
Molecular function (GO): zinc ion binding; metalloendopeptidase activity
Source: RefSeq, a predicted model, not a curated record